UCGUGCAGGGUAGUUCAGUGCGACCGAGUCCAGCGGAAGAGAAAAGUGGUGGUUGCUUCUAUUCUUUCUCGUCCGCGAUCUCCGUCCAUCCAGCUGUCUUGGCGCAGCCACGAGACCGUGAGCGGCGUAGAUCUCCGCGUGGGGGGGAUGAAGAUUACGGCGCUCCUGGUGCUGAAGCCGUCGUCCUCCGGCGCGGGGGGCUCCUCGUCCACGUCGUCCGGCGGCGGGUCGGGUUCGGAGGCGGUGGUGCUGGCGAACGCGACGGACGUGAGCCACUUCGGCUACUUCCAGCGCAGUGCCGCCCGCGAGUUCAUCGUCUUCGUCGCCCGCACCGUCGCGCAGCGCACCCAGCCCGGCCAGCGCCAAUCCGUCCAACACGAAGAAUACAAGGUCCACUCGUACAACAGAAAUGGCCUUUGUGUGGUGGCAUUCAUGGACGAUCACUAUCCUGUACGAAGUGCAUUUUCUGUUCUGAAUAAGGUACUUGAUGAAUACCAGAAGGCUUUUGGGGACUCUUGGAAAUCUGCUAGUGCAGAUGCAACUCAACAGUGGCCUUUCCUAACAAAUGCUUUGACACAAUUUCAGGACCCUGCAGAAGCUGACAAAUUAACAAAAAUCCAGAGGGACUUGGAUGAAACGAAAAUCAUCCUACACAAAACUAUUGAGAAUGUCCUUGCAAGAGGAGAGAGAUUGGAUAGCUUGGUUGAGAAAAGCUCAGAUCUGAGUGCUGCUUCACAGAUGUUUUACAAGCAGGCAAAGAAGACAAACCAAUGCUGCACUAUACUUUAAACUCUGGCCCUUCAAUCAUGUUUGCAAGGUUCCAG
Molecule: messenger RNA, 824 nt
Organism: Phragmites australis (common reed)
Lineage: Eukaryota; Viridiplantae; Streptophyta; Magnoliopsida; Poales; Poaceae
Product: VAMP-like protein YKT61
Exons: 6
Coding region: 148-789 (213 amino acids)
Biological process (GO): endoplasmic reticulum to Golgi vesicle-mediated transport
Cellular component (GO): Golgi apparatus; membrane
Molecular function (GO): SNAP receptor activity
Source: RefSeq, a predicted model, not a curated record